Messenger RNA from Ipomoea nil (Japanese morning glory), 1311 nucleotides. RefSeq names its product LRR receptor-like serine/threonine-protein kinase GSO1. The record is from RefSeq and is a predicted model, not a curated record. The transcript has 3 exons. NCBI's taxonomy places the organism in Eukaryota, Viridiplantae, Streptophyta, Magnoliopsida, Solanales, Convolvulaceae. Bases 1 to 1311 code for a protein of 436 amino acids. Gene Ontology annotation, molecular function: protein binding.
AUGGACAAAGAAACCAUGGCAGCCAACCUCCCAUGGAAGAAUGUUGGUGUUUUCUGCCAUGGCAGGUUGGCUGCCAUGGCUUCUUUGUUCAUGGCUGCCAACUGCAAAGGCUUCUCCGUCCAGAUUUGGACGGAGAAGAAGCCACGACUGGAUUCAAAUCCGGUUUCUCCAUGGAUAUUCAACCUUGAUACCCUUAUUUCACUUCAACUAUAUGAUUGUGGUUUUCUAAGUCCGUUUCCUGAUGAUCCUUGGAAUUUGACAUCCCUUAGAACUCUUGGCAUCUCUGCAAAUCAAUUCCAUGGCCAUCUUCCCAAUAGUCUUUGGAACUUGACUUCUUUGUCAGACCUUGAUCUCUCUGAAAAUAUGUUCACAGGGGAGAUACCAAAGCCAAUUGGAAAACUCAACAAGUUGCAAAGAGUUAAUCUUUAUAACAACAAGUUAGAUGGACCACUUCCAGAGAAUUUAGGAUAUUCAUUUCCAAUGUUAGAAACUCUUCACAUUACGGAUAACAUGUUAGAAGGCAUAGUGACGGAAAAUCACUUUGUUAAUCUCACCAUGUUGGGGUAUUUACAAUCAUCUGAAAAUAGAUUAACGUUGAAUAUCUUUCCAAUAACAACCUCUGGUGUGAUUCCUUGGUGUCUUAAAAAUCUCAUUGCAAUGAUCAGUGAAGAGGCAAUUCAAGAUGGAGAAUUUGAAAUAGGUUAUUCACCUUAUGCAUGGGGAUUUGGUGAAAGUGCUAUAGUGACGACCAAAGGGCAAGAGUAUGAGUAUUACACAAUCAUUCUAACGUUAUUUGUUGGCAUGGAUCUUUCAAGUAACAAUUUUUCUGGGGACAUUCCAAUUGAAUUGGCCAGAAACAACUUAACAAGAAAUAUCCCCGUGGAAAUGGGAAACAUGAGAUUCUUAGAAUCUCUUGAUCUUUCGAGAAAUCAACUUUCAGGAAAAAUUUCCUCUAGUUUCUCAAGUCUGUGCACUCUAGAAGUUUUGGACUUGUCAUAUAACAACCUAUCUGGGAAGAUACCUUCAGGUACUCAACUUCAAGAUUUUAAUGCUUCAUGCUACAUCGGUAACAACCUCUGUGGCCCUCCACUCUUACAAAGUUGUAGUGUUGAUGAGGGCAAAAUUCCAAAAAAUGAAAAUAAAGGAGAUGAUAGUUCUGAAGUAGUGGAUUGGUUUUAUGUUAGCAUGGCUAUAGGAUUUGCAGUGAGCUUUUGGGCGUUCUGUGGUUCUUUGCUUCUUGUGAGACCUUGGAGGAUUGUUUAUUUUCAAUUUUUAGAUGACAAGUUGAAGUCUGUUGGGCACAUGCUCUGA